UUCACUCUUUUAUUCAAAGAUUAUUCCUUUGGUCAAAUAACAUCAACUGCAUCUGCUGUUAUACUUACAGCUCUGUUAAGUUGUAUAUAUAAAGCUUAAACUAAAUUAUCAAAUGUAUUUAGUAAAUCAGAUACCAACCUGUGAACAAAACAGUAGAGAAAUAGUAAAAAGUUUUAAAAAAAUGUCUGUAAGCCAGACAUAUUUCACCUUCAAAUGCUCAGUUCCACUGUCUUUAUCAACAUUUGAUAAUACUUCAAGAUCCAUAGAAAACUGCCCAAGUGCCAAGAUUGGCCCCACGGCCAGCUUUUGAACACCAGUGCUUUAAAAUUAGAAUCAGUAAACACUUAAUUAAUCUUAAGAGAAAAUAGAGAUGUGAGAGCUGCUCCUGCUAGGUGUUAGGUUUAUGAAAUACACAGAAAAUAUAAUAUGAUAAAGAUAAGAUUACUUUAUGUAUGUAUAUAAUUAAUGUAUAAUUUACAUAUUCAAGUCCAUUGUAAAUGUUUUCAGCUUUUAAAACAAGCUUUAUAAAAUUUGAAAAUUGACCAAAUAUGACUAACAAACUGCAAAGUGGUUGAAUAAGCCUUUAGUCUGUAGUUCAUAUUUUGUUAUUUCAUUUGUUUAUUUUUUUUUCAAACACCACCCACAUGUUCACUGACUUAACAAGAAGCACUGCUGACUAAACAAGUGCAGAGUGGGUUCAUAACCCACAUCUACUCAUGAAGACAGGCGGCUUCAGCCCUUUGUUAUUGUAAGUGAAAUAUUUCCAUUUGAAAGAGGAACAAAGCGCAGCAAUUAUGUUUGCGUUGCGCAGCAACCCGGAGUCCGUUUCCCUUCUAUAAAACAGGGCUGAUGUGAGUGGUGGACUUGGUGUCUCCGUUUCCAAACCUGCAUGUUCCAAACAACGGACUGAUGACAUUUCUCGCUUGAAAUCUUGAUAAUUCAUCUCAGAAACAUGUUGAAGACUCCGGGCAAGUCCAAGACCGGCACCAAGAUCCUCCUGGACGCUAUGUCCAAAGACAAAGUCCACCUGGCGAGGUUUGUUCUGGACGCGCUGGAUGGAGAAAUCGUUGAUUCCAAAACAGAGGGCGCACAGACGCCUCUCAUCUCAUCUGUGCUGCUUCCUGAAGGCCAUGUGCGCUGCAAGUUUGCAGAGCUGUUGCUGGAGAGAGGAGCCAGAGUCAACUGUCAGGACAGCGACGGGCGCACUGCACUCAGUCACGCGUGUGAAAACGGUUACCUGGAUGCUGUAAAGAUCCUGGUCCGAUACAACGCAGACCCGGAGAUCGUUGACUCCUGGGGGAACAGCGCCUUGAUGUACGCCGCAGUCACGGGUCACUCUGCCGUGGUGGAUUUUCUGGUGAGAGCAUUCAAGAGGCUGGGUCUCCAGAUAGACAGACAGAAUAAAGUUGGAAACUCUGCCGUGGGAGUGGCCAAAUAUCUCGGACACACAGACUGCAUCUCUGCGCUCAUCUCCAAGAAGAGCCGAGAGUUUGAGGAGGGCGCUGAGAGAAAUAUAGAGUCACGACUUUAUUUGAAUGUUAAAGAAAGAGGUGAAAAGGUCAGAGCUGGAGGCAAACUUCAAAUGUGUGAUCACCCCGAUUGCGCGUUGACUCCAAACUGCAGAAUAGAGCCAGGGUUUAAGCUGAAGCCAAUUAGGACUCCAUUAAUGGGCUCCAUGGAAGAGUCUGAAAGAGAGGACGACAGCUUAUCGCCUCAAGGUGAGCUGACUUUAUCGGGGUUAUUAACCCCCAACCUACCUUCUCCAGCUCCACACCAGCCUUCUAACGCUAAGAAACUCAGUGACAGGCUGAUGCAGUCUGAUUAUCGCCUCCCACCUCUGAAACACAACCCUGAGGCUCCAAAAUCAUUGUUCUUCUCACCUCAGCCUCACAGAAACCAGCUCAAAUCAUCCGUCCUGGGAAUUCUUCUGACUCCAGUCCUUUCCAAAAAGUCUAUUAAGAAACCAGAAACAGAAAAAUCUAAAUUUUUAGACUUCUGUGGUGGUCUUCGAUUUCACGACAGCUAUUACCAAAAAAGAUGCAGCCUUCCAACCAGUGUCCUCAGCCCCACACCACCAGAGCGCACUUUGAUGCCAUGUCGCAAGUUCAGGACGGUGAUGAGACGUGAAGCGUCUCCCUGUAAAGCCAAACUUCCUCAGUUGACCCAGACCAACUCAUCGAAGACCUUCUCAGUGCUGAGCAACAAGCUCUUGCGCCGAUACACUUCUCCGGAUAUUAAAAAAACCGACAAAGACUUGGAGGAAGGUCCAGUCAUGACUCCAGGGCGCAUACCGCGGUCUGAAACGUUUCCCCAGACCGCAAAACAUCCCCAGGUUGGCAGCAAGUCCAGCAUCGACAGUAUCAGCUCCGUUAAGUGCGAGUUUGAUUUGAAUUUUAAAAUGCUGAACAAUUAAAAUGCCAACAGCGCCGUGCGUAAAAGUGUUCCUCACGGAUCCACCAACUGUUUGAUGCGUUAAAGUAACAAAACACUUUGGUUUAAUCAACUGAACUGUAUUAUCUGUUAAAAUUAAUCACCUUUGUAUAAUCUAUGAUGUGUUGCCUUAGGUUAAAAAACUCUUCAACUGGAUUUGAACUACAAUACAGUACAGUUUGUCAGGGCGCAUUACUGCAGCCCCACGCCACGGCUGAAAGGUAAUGGAACUUCUUGUGUCAGUGUAAAUGCUUGACUCUACUUUAAGCCACUCCUUUUGGUGGGAGGUUACGUCAAAGGUGCAGGGGCAAAGCGGUUAUUAGACCAAUCGAACCGAUUCAAUGUACCGUGUCGCAAUGUUUGGUGUACCUUUGGGUCAUGUGUAAGUUUUUGUCCAAAAAUAAAAGUAGUUUGGCGUAAACAUGGUACUUUGUGUAUUUAUUGCCAACCAAGGAUUUUAAGUCAAAGCAGUUUUUCCCUCACUUUCCCUUCCAUCCACUGUUAGCUGCAGAAUUGUUGAGAGUGGGAGGGAAGGGAGUGAUGACGGCGUUUUCCCUCCAGACAUACAUCAUUUCAUUCUAUCCUACAGCUGCGACCAGAGAUGAAGAAUACAACACUGCGAAUGCGAGUAUCACAACAGACACGGAGUUUCUCUCUUUUUUAUUUGAUUGAUUAUUGAAGUUAUUAAUCUGAAGGAGUCCUGUCGUUCAGCUGUCAAAGAAUAAUAUUUUUUUUUAAAAAAGAGUUCGGUCCAGAUUCUCUGA
Messenger RNA from Cynoglossus semilaevis (tongue sole), 3194 nucleotides. RefSeq names its product ankyrin repeat domain 63 (gene ankrd63). Gene Ontology annotation, cellular component: nucleus. Bases 953 to 2413 code for a protein of 486 amino acids. Lineage: Eukaryota; Metazoa; Chordata; Actinopteri; Pleuronectiformes; Cynoglossidae. Gene Ontology annotation, molecular function: transcription cis-regulatory region binding; protein binding. The transcript has a single exon. The record is from RefSeq and is a predicted model, not a curated record. Gene Ontology annotation, biological process: positive regulation of transcription by RNA polymerase II.